AUGGCAAUCUUGGGGGAAGGAGGGGCAAGCACCGGUCCAAGAAGCAAUUCCAACUCCACAAACUUGUCAAAAAAUCGUGAUAUUGAAGAAAGAAAGAGAGGAAAACGAGAGAAGGUGGAAGGUUCAAUCCCCUGCCAACUCUGCCGCCAUGGAAACGUCUCCUACAAGAAGCUCACAACCACAAAACCGCUUCCCCAAACGUUGAAAUUCACCUCAUCCCUCUUAUGUUGCUCGUAUUCUUCAAUGGCGGAGACCGGUGAUAGAAUUGCAAUUGAAAAAUUCUUCAAUGGCGGAAGAUGCGAAGGAAGGCAGUCAAUGGUUCUUCGUUCCUCUCCCGUCGUCUGCAGCAAAGAAGAUCAAGGGGAAGAUCCCCCGGUGCUCAUCUUCGUCGGAUUAAGGAGGAGAAGCACGAUUGGAAUCAGAAAUCAGGAAGCACCUCCAGUGCUUCACCGAUUCGAAAGAGGAGGAAAAUAUCGAUUCCCGAUGAGCCUUCCUUGA
Lactuca saligna is the source of this 498-nucleotide messenger RNA. The record is from the annotation of a GenBank genome assembly. NCBI's taxonomy places the organism in Eukaryota, Viridiplantae, Streptophyta, Magnoliopsida, Asterales, Asteraceae.